Messenger RNA from Triticum turgidum subsp. durum (durum wheat), 486 nucleotides. The record is from the annotation of a GenBank genome assembly. Lineage: Eukaryota; Viridiplantae; Streptophyta; Magnoliopsida; Poales; Poaceae.
AUGUCAAACAUGGAGUGUGGAAGGGGGCUCCUUCAUGGAAGGUGGCCGAACUCAUCACAUAUACUUUUUCAACACGGAGAAGAACUGUCUUUCACAACAAGUUCGUUCCAACCAGCCCCCCUCCAGCCUCGACGCGCCUGUCUGUCAUCAUACGGCACAGAAACAGAACCCCCAACCACGACCGGCGACCGCGCACCGCCCGGCCCAGAUCCCCGCCCGCCGGCAGCGACCAUGGCGACGGCCAAGGCCGCCGGCGACGAGCCGGCCCUCGGCAUCCCGUACAACCCGGCGCAGGCCCAGGGCAGCUACUACUACCCGCCGGACCCCUACGCGGCGGGGCGGGUGCCGCCGAACGCGAUCUACGCCGGCGCGCCCAAGGGGGUGCCCCUGCAGCACACCAUGUUCCGCGACACGCCCGCCCCCUUCCACUGCCAGUCCUGCGGCGACGCCGCCGUCACCUCCGUCCGGUCAGGAACCAACCCCUAA